Messenger RNA from Durio zibethinus, 11272 nucleotides. The record is from RefSeq and is a predicted model, not a curated record. NCBI's taxonomy places the organism in Eukaryota, Viridiplantae, Streptophyta, Magnoliopsida, Malvales, Malvaceae.
AAAAGGUACCUGUUUUGGAGAGGGGAACCUUCUGUACGCUUCGCUUUUUCUCAUUCCUGUUAAAGUGAAACAAAAAAAAUCCUUUUUUUUUUCCUUUUAUUUUCCUUUAGUAAAGAAGAUUAACAUUCGAAUCACUCUCUCUAUGUAGCUGGUCUCUAAACUCUUCGAUCUUCGAUCAGUUCAUAGGAGGAUAUGGCGUCUUCUUCGCAUAAUGUUGAGUUGGAGGCGGCGAAGUUUCUACACAAACUCAUUCAAGAUUCUAAAGAUGAGCCGGAAAAGCUGGCAACAAAACUUUAUGUGAUAUUGCAACACAUGAAAUCUAGUGGGAAGGAACAUUCAAUGCCGUUUCAAGUAAUAUCAAGGGCGAUGGAGACUGUUAUCAGUAGACAUGGUCUUGAUCUUGAGGCUUUGAAGUCAUCACGGCUUCCUCUAACUGGUGGGUCUCAAACAGUGGAUUCUACAUCGGGACAAUAUGCUGGUAAAUUGCUGUCAAUCAAGAUUCAUUUAGCUUCUCAUGGAUCUUCUCAGACUGUUGCAGUUCCAAAAGAUUCUAAAGCAGGAUUGGCCCAAAAUGAGAUGCCUAAGUUUGAUCCAUUUUCAUCCGGCAGGCCACCUGUUGGCCCAAGCAUUGCUGGACAUGAGUAUUAUCAAGGAGCUGGCACUCAUAGGAGUAGUCAGUCUUUUGAUCAUGAGAGCCCAUCUAGUUUGGACACGCGGUCUGCUAACUCACAAUCACAAGACAAACAAAUGAAUCCGAGUGAUAAUAAAAGGUCUGCAACUAAGCGAAGGAGGGGUGAUUCAUCAUCACCACUAGAACCAAAUUUUGACAAUUCCCAGCAACUUGAUUCCCGUAAUGCUGUGAAUGAUCCAAGGAAAGGGAAGAUGAAUAAGGCUGAACCUUCUGGCCCUGCUAACUACAACUUGGUCCCAAGUAGCGGCCAAAUGGAGUAUUUUCCAUCCUUACCUGGUAAUAUGAGAUCAAUACUUAGAGGUAGGCAGGAUGGUCAGAAUGUAACAGAAAACCUAGUGGAUUCGGCAAACAUUAGCAAUUUUAUGUCAGGUGCUCCUAGUUCAAAGUAUCCUGAAGAAGUGGAAGUUUCUUCCACUCAAAAUGCUCCUGGACAGCAGCAAGGGGGAGUACCUGGUGCCCAUGAAGUUUUUUCCUCCAGGGGUGUAUGGAAUCAAAACAUGGCUGGCUUACCCUUUGACAGAUCUCAACUUAACAGGUUUCCUCCGAAUGUUGUUUCUGGCAACAUGACUGCAGAAAUUGCUACACAGCAGUCAAUGCAUGCAUCUCUUGUAUCAGGAGGGCAGCCUGCCACAUCUAACUCAUAUCCUGCAGGAGAGCUAGCAUUCUGGCAUCCAGGCCAACUUAGUGGCUCUGAGAGUCAGAAGCUUGGAUUAUCAAAACUGUCUGCUGGAAAAGUUUUGGAACAUGAUGGAGGGAGUUCAAAUAUGUUAGCAGGCACAAAUAAGAUAGCUCAGGUUGGCAGGCAAAAUUGUGCCUCAGAAAUGACUAUGCUUAGAGCCACGGCUCCAAGAGAUCCUGGAAAGUCUCUUGUCUCCCAAUCUGCCACAUUGUCUGGCAUGCCCUUCAAGGAACAACAGUUGAAACAACUUAGAGCCCAGUGCCUUGUUUUUUUAGCUUUCAGAAAUAGGUUGAUGCCCAAGAAGCUGCAUCUUGAAAUUGCGCUUGGAAACAUAUUUCCUAGAGAAGUUGGCAAUACAGAUGGCCCUCGCAAAGAACUAAAUGACCAUAGAGGCAAAGCGCAGACUUCCAAUGAGCUUAGUAGCAUCUCUGAAGUUGCAAUGCCGUUUGGAAGGGUGAAUAAUGCACCUUCAAGUUCCACUUCUAUUGGAAGAUUCUCAGAGCCCGAUUCCUUGUCAAAAGAAGCAGAAAAAUUAAGAAUGGAGGAAAGUAAUGGCCCGAUUUCUGAUCUUUCAGCAAUUGUGGAUGAAAGGAAACAUAUUCUAGCUACAAAGAAGGCAGAGGCUGAAAUUCAGAGCCAAGAGACAGUGGAACCACAGGCAUAUAUAAAUACACUGUCACAACAGCCUGACUCUGCUACCAUAAAGGGUGGUUUUACUGUUAGUAACCCUGUGGACAGCAUGGAGAAUGGGCAUCUGCGAGUUGGUAAGGGUGAUCUAGCCUCUUCUGUGAUGGGUGCUAAUAAGCAGGUGAACCCUGAAAUGAUGGGCUGGUCUGGAAUUGGUUGUCAUAAUGAGAUUUCAAGGGUAUCUUUGCCAGCUGGUGCUGUCCAGCAUGAUUUAGUGCUAGAGAGAAAAGAUACCGAUCCUUCUCAGUUUCGAAGUCCUGAGCAAAAUGAGGAAGAUAAAUCUUUAUCAACUGAUUCAUUGCCUUCUCCAAAGCACACAAUGUUGGAGAAAUGGAUAAUGGAUCAGCGGAGACGGAAGCUCUUAGCUGAGCAGAACUGGGCUCUAAAACAGCAAAAAACAAAGCAAAGAAUUAUUACUUGUUUCACCAAAUUAAAGGAAAAUGUGAGCUCAUCUGAAGAUAUAUCUGCAAAAACUAAAAGUGUUAUAGAGUUGAAGAAACUCCAAUUAUUAGAGCUCCAACGUCGCCUGCGGAGUGAUUUUCUGAAUGAUUUUUUCAAACCAAUUACAAAUGAUAUGGAACGCCUGAAAUCAUACAAGAAACAUAGACAUGGUAGAAGGAUAAAACAACUUGAAAGAUAUGAGCAGAAAAUGAAAGAAGAGCGACAAAAGAGAAUUCAUGAGAGGCAGAAAGAGUUUUUCAGUGAGAUAGAAGCUUACAAGGAAAGACUGGAUGAUGUGUUUAAAAUUAGGAGAGAACGCUGGAAGGGUUUCAAUAAAUAUGUGAAAGAGUUCCAUAAGAGAAAGGAGCGUAUACAUCGUGAGAAGAUUGACAGAAUUCAGCGAGAGAAGAUUAACUUGCUCAAAAUCAAUGAUGUGGAGGGUUAUUUGCGAAUGGUUCAGGAUGCUAAAUCAGAUCGUGUUAAGCAACUAUUGAAAGAAACCGAGAAAUAUCUUCAAAAACUUGGAUCCAAGUUACAGGAUGCAAAGGCUAUAGCAAGCCGCUUUGAGAAUGAUAUGGAUGAGAUGCGAACUGCCAGUGUUGUUGAGAAUGACGCUGUUAUUGAGAAUGAAGAUGAGGCAAAGCAUUAUAUGGAAAGCAAUGAAAAGUACUAUUUGAUGGCUCAUAGCAUAAAAGAAAACAUCAGUGAGCAACCAACUUUUCUUAAGGGUGGAAAAUUAAGAGAGUACCAGAUGAAUGGCCUUAGGUGGCUGGUUUCACUAUACAAUAAUCAUCUGAAUGGCAUUCUUGCUGAUGAAAUGGGCCUUGGGAAAACUGUUCAGGUUAUUUCUCUUAUUUGUUACCUAAUGGAAUGCAAAAAUGAUAGAGGACCAUUUUUAGUAGUUGUACCAUCUUCGGUUCUGCCUGGAUGGGAGUCAGAAAUCAAUUUCUGGGCCCCUGAGAUCCUCAAAAUUGUUUAUGCUGGGCCGCCGGAAGAGAGGCGUAGAUUAUUCAAGGAGAGGAUUGUGCAUCACAAAUUCAACAUUCUCCUGACAACAUAUGAGUAUCUAAUGAACAAGCAUGAUAGACCAAAAUUGAGCAAAAUUCACUGGCAUUAUAUUAUAAUUGAUGAGGGUCAUCGGAUAAAGAAUGCUUCUUGCAAGUUGAAUGCAGACUUAAAGCACUAUCAGAGCUCUCACAGAUUGCUGUUGACCGGAACACCACUACAGAACAAUCUCGAGGAGUUGUGGGCACUGCUUAAUUUCUUAUUGCCUAAUAUAUUUAAUUCAUCAGAGGAUUUUUCUCAGUGGUUCAACAAACCAUUUGAGAGUAAUGGGGAUAAUUCUGCUGAUGAAGCCCUAUUAUCUGAGGAGGAAAAUUUGUUGAUCAUAAACCGUCUCCACCAAGUUCUUCGACCUUUUGUACUUCGAAGGCUGAAGCAUAAAGUUGAAAAUCAACUUCCUGAGAAGAUUGAGAGGCUUAUAAGAUGUGAAGCUUCUGCUUAUCAAAAGCUUUUGAUGAAGAGGGUUGAAGAAAAUCUUGGUGCAAUGGGAAAUUCAAAGGCUCGAUCGGUGCACAACUCUGUUAUGGAGCUUCGUAAUAUAUGCAAUCAUCCAUAUCUCAGCCAGCUUCAUGUUGAGGAGGUUGAUAGUUUAAUACCACAGCAUUAUUUGCCACCAAUUAUUAGACAUUGUGGCAAGCUUGAGAUGCUAGAUCGAUUACUCCCCAAGUUGAAGGCAACUGAUCAUCGGGUUCUUUUCUUUUCCACGAUGACUAGGCUGCUUGAUGUUAUGGAAGACUAUCUCACCUUUAAACAGUACCGCUACCUACGGUUGGAUGGGCAUACAUCUGGGACUGAUCGUGGUGCACUUAUUGAAAAGUUUAAUCAACAAGGUUCCCCCUUUUUCAUAUUUUUACUAAGUAUUCGGGCUGGUGGUGUUGGAGUUAAUCUUCAGGCUGCUGAUACUGUGAUCAUAUUCGACACUGACUGGAAUCCUCAGGUUGACCUGCAAGCACAAGCAAGAGCUCAUAGGAUUGGCCAGAAGAAGGAUGUGCUUGUUUUACGUUUCGAAACAGUUCAAACUGUUGAAGAACAAGUCAGAGCUUCUGCUGAACACAAAUUGGGAGUUGCUAACCAGAGUAUCACUGCCGGUUUCUUUGACAACAAUACAAGUGCUGAAGACCGUAGGGAGUACUUAGAGUCCCUCCUGCGGGAGUGUAAGAAAGAGGAAGCUGCCCCGGUGUUAGAUGAUGAUGCUCUAAAUGACCUGUUGGCCCGCAGUGAGUCUGAGAUUGAUGUCUUUGAAUCAGUUGAUAAACAAAGGCGGGAAGAAGAGAUGGCAAAGUGGAAGAAGUUGGUAUUGGGAUCAGGGUUAGAUGGCUCUAAGCCUCUACCUCCUUUACCAUCUCGUCUUGUUACUGAUGAUGACUUGAAAGAAUUUUGUGAAGAAAUGAAAUUGUAUGACAUACCAACAACAGGGGUACAGCCUAAUGUUGGGGUAAAACGGAAGAGUGAAUCCCUUGGUGGCCUUGAUACUCGGCAAUAUGGGAGGGGCAAACGAGCAAGAGAGGUGCGAUCAUAUGAAGAGCAAUGGACAGAGGAGGAGUUUGAAAAAAUGUGUCAAGUUGACUCACCUGAAUCCCCCAAAUUGAACGAUGCUGUUGAGAGGAACCUGCCAAAAGAUGCUUCAAUGGGGACUGUUAGUAGCACAGAUCCUCAUGCACUACCUCCACCUCCACCUCCACCUCCACCUCCAUCUCCACCUCCACCUCCACCUCCCACACUGUCACAACCACUCCCAAUGGAGCCUGCAAGUCAGUCACAGCAGCACAAUAAAGAUGCAACACCACCAUCUAAACGGGGCCGAGGAAGGCCAAGAAGAGCAACUGCGGAUAAAUCUCCCACCACACCAGUGCUUCCAGCACCCUCUGGAACCAGUAAAGUGGAUAUUGGGUUACAGAAAGGAGCAUAUUCUAGCUCAUCAGCAUCCCCUGCCCCUGAUCCUCAUAAUAAUGCAGGGGCUUCUCUGAACUUGCAGCCAAGUGCACCCUCAGUUUCAGCUACUCCUGGUCAAUCUAACCCACCUGGAUUCUCUCCACCAGUGCAAUCAAAAGGACAAGGUCGAAAGACUCAAACUGGAGGACAAGCACCUCGUCGAAGGGGAAAGAAACAAGAGCCAGCAUUCAGCCCUGCUGUUGAUGGUUUAGCUGUUCCUGCCCCGGAACCAAAUGAGCUAUCUCAGAUUAAAUCAGUUAAUCCACAAGAUAGUCGAUCUGCUGCUAUAAGUGGUACUGUACCUAGUGUUUCCAGUGUUCCCAUGGUCGAGUGCACUAAUACUGUACCUAUUUCUACUGGUGCGUAUUGUACUAGUGGAACCAGUCACCCUUCUGAUGCAGGGGUUAGUUUGAACUCUCAGUCAAUUCCUACUCCCUCUGGUGCCCCAAUUGCUGAAUCAUCUCCUCCUUGCGCUACUCUACCUGUCCAAGUUAAAGGCCAAGGCCGUAAGGUUCAGAGUGGGGUAGGAACACCUCAGCGUAGGGGAAAGAAACAGGCACAAAUAUCAGCUGUUGCUCUGGAUGUUUCUUCUGGUCAGGAUUCAAACUUGAGUCCACUAGCACAGGGUAGAUCUGCAGAAACAUCAAAUAAAGUCAUUGUGAUGAGAGGCAAUCUAGAAAAUGAUUAUUUUGAUCCAACAAAGGUUACUCAAGAGCAAGCACAUAGAACUAAUGCACCUGCUGCUGUAACUGGUCAGGAUCAGCAUUCUACUGAACAUGAUAAUUUAUCACAAAUCAAGCAACCAGAAAGCUCACAGGAAGUGCAUAAUAGUACUGCCAUAACCAUUGGGCCUCCUGUGGGACAAAUUCAAAAUGAUGAAGCACAUGAGAAGGCUUCUGUGAUUACGGAGGUUUUACCUGAAUGCAGCUCUGAAAAAGCUAAGUCUGGUGAGGUAUUUGGUAACCAAGUUGGUAUUGUGCCAUUUAUACCUGUAUUAAGUCAGACCUCAGUAGAAGUGGUAAAGAGUCAAAUUUUAGAAGGUAAAAUGCAUUCAACUAUUUCAACCGCGAAAACAGCAUCUUCAGUUGCUAGUGCUACAACGGAUUCUCUGCCUACAUCAAAUCCUUUAGAAGGUGCCAAUAAAACCAUUCCUACUCCUGGUGCAAAGAUUGCUCCUAGCUCUCAGCCUUUUCCAACUUAUGCUCCUGUUGCUUCAGCACCUCAGUCUGUCCCUUCUUGUCCUACUGAAUCUGUUCAAAGUAAAAGGCCAGGUCGUAAGACAACAAACAGAGCAGAAGCACCUAGGCGUAGAGGAAGGAAACCUGCUAUUCCUGAUACUUCAUCUGGCCAAGACUUGAAAAUAAAUUCUCAACCCCAGAAUAGAUCUAAGGAUUUAUUGGUCAAUAAAGCUACUGUACGGAAGAGUAAUCAAGAUUCUGGCCCUCAUGAACUGGUCAAUGUUGCUCAGGUACAUGCUUCUGAAGUUCAUUCUCCUGGUGCUUCAGUUGGUCAUGAUUCAAAAAGAAAAGUGACUAGUGCAAUUCCAGCAUUUAGUCGAAUUCAAACUGCUGAUGUAAAUGAUGUUGCCCGAGUGAUGAAGGAGAUUUUCUCUGAAACCUGCUCACCAAAAACUAAAGUUGGUGAACCUCCUGGAAGUGAGGGCAGGAAUACUCCUACUGCACCAUUAUCAAGCAAGGCAUUUGAGGAGGUAGUCAAGAACCAAAGUUUAGAUGGUAAAUCAGCUGUCAGCAUACCAGCUCAUGAAAAAGCUGCUGCAGCUUGUGAAGUUCCAGCAGAAAAAUGUAAAAAGCAAUCUGAGACUAAAGCUGAUUCAAAGGGACUGGAGGACAAUGCAUCUCUUGUGGUUAAGACCCCUGUUCAGACAGCUGAUUCUUUGAAACCCAAAUGCAGUACCCAUACUGCCUUAAAUGAAAAUUCAAUUACAGAGAGUAAUAUGGAGGUUGAUAGUACAUGCUCUAAUGCUGGUGACAUGAAAGAUGUGUCUCAAGGAACUCCUGCUCCUGGUGGUGAUCAAAGUGAUUCUAUAGUUCAACCAGACUCUCCCAAUCAAAUGGACCUGCCAACUGCUGAGAGUGAUAAAACCAACAUAGAGCCUGCUUUUAAGGAAUCUCCAAAUGCUGAUAAUACCGGUGAUAAUUCCAGAAUGGUCCCGUCUGUUUCAGGUUCGGUGGUGCCUUCUAGUAAUGAUUCUGAAACCAAAAAAGCUGGUAUGACUGAAAUUUAUUCCAGUAGUAAAGUAGAGCCUUCUUUGAAAGAAUCUCCUAGAGCUUCUGAUGGAAAUAGUAGCAGCGUUGGCCUUGAUGAUAUUCCUGCAGAAACAUUGGUUUCAGAUGAAUGUGCUGUUAAUUUGAGUGGCCUAUCCUUUGUCAAGUCAGACAUGCCUUCUAUCGUUAUGGGGUGCUCUACCGAAGCCGUUGUUGUUGAAUGUCCAGAAGCUUCAGAAAACUCGAACAAUUUUGGAAUUAGUUCUACGGUGGAAGAUACAGCUCGAGCCCGUGAGACUGCUACUUUUAAUGAGACUGCUACUUUGGAUGGUCAAUCUGGUAGCACUGAAGCUAAGGGGGACCCCGUACCAGAACCUGUUCUCUCUAUUGCUACUGAAUCUACUGAUAUACAGCUUGUUCCACGAGAUGAUGGGGCCUUGCAACAACAACCCCUCGUGGUUAACGAUAGGGAGGGUAAGGGUGUUGAGAUUGAUAAUAUGGAAGUAGAUCUCUCUCUGAUUGAAGUGCCCCCUCUGAAAGAUUUUACAGCUGAAUUGCCUAAUAGGGAUCCUGCUCCAGAAGUUGGUGGUGGUAAGCAACUGUCUGCAGGAGUUGAAACUACCAAGGGUGAUUAUGUUGAAGUUUGUGAUGCUGAAGUUAAACCCUUGGAAACACAAUCUGAGCCAGCAAUGCCAUCUUUGGAAAUAGCACUUCCUCUUUCUGAUUGUUUAGAGGACAAGAAAAUUGAGCAGUCCAGGACAGAAGCUGAUGCAAACGAGUCAGAGGAGAAACCUCCUGUUGUGGUUAUGAACCCUAUUACAGAAAGUGUUUGUUCAGUACCUCAGUGUCAGGCUACUACUGGCCCUGCGAACAUUUCAGAUUUCAGACAGCUUUCCUGUGAAAUCUCAAUAACUGAGAGCAGCAUGGAGCUUGAUUGUAAAGUUCAUAUCAAUGCUAGCGAGAAAGAAGAUUUUGCUUCCCAGAGAUCAAAAAGUCCUAAAGGAGAUAGCACUGACCUUACUGUUGGGAUCUCUAGCAAUCAAAUAGAGUUAUCUGUGGCAUCUCCUAGUAAGGUAGACCUUCAUCAGUUGGGUCAAAAUAGUUGUGAAAACAAAACAGAGAUCUCUUCAGAAGAUUCUCUGGCAAUGACUCAUUAUAAUGCUAGUAACCUUGAAUCCACCAUAGACUCUACAAAUGCGAGGGAUGCUUGUAAUCUUUCUGGAGCAGUCCCACCUAGUUCUGUUUUGAUGGAGCCUAAUGUGGCCAGCUCUGAAGACAAAGAAAAAGCUUCCUUGAAAUUUUCAAAGUCAUAUGUGCUUGGUAUUAAUUCUUCAAAGGCCAUUGUUGCUUGUGAUUAUUCUGGAGUGACUGCUGUAGUUCCUUUGAGUUCAGAUCAUGCACUUGCUGGAAGCCUUCCUGAUCUGACUGGAAUUCCGUCUGAAAACAGAUCAGAAUCUUCUGCAAGAGAGUCUUUAGAAUCUUCUUUUAACAAUGUUGAAAGUGCUGAAGGUGCUUCGCAUUCCAUCAAAUUGCAUGAUGUUACUGACCAUCCGAGAGAGUCUUUACCUAUUUCCAACUGUCCAGAAAAGUCAGGCACGGUGGACACACCUGCUAUGUUUGAGAACAAUUCUGAAUGUGAAUCAGAGCCUUGUCCAGAUGAGUCAGGCACAGAGAAUGCACCUGCUAUGGUUGAGAACAAAUCUGAAUGUGAAUCAGAGCCUUGUUCAGUUAAGUCAGGUAUGGUGGAGGUGCCUGCUAUGGCUGAGAAUAAUUCUGAAUUUGAAGCAGAGCCUUCUUUGAAAUCAUCUCCUGCCCUUAAUGCUGAAACCCUUGGAAGUGCUGCAAUAUCCUUGAGGCCUGAUGUUGAUGAUGUUCCUCCUAUGACUUCAAAUAUUUCUCCAAGUCCUGUUCAUUCAGGCAUGGUGGAGCUUCCUGCUAUUACUGAGAAUGAAUUCGGAAAGGAAACAGUACCUUUGCAAGAGUCUUUACAAACCUCUGCAACCAAGAGAGGAAGCCUUGAGGCUCUCAAUAUUUCCACUAAAUCACAUUCACUUGGUGAUUAUUGCCGAGAAGCCGGAGCUGCUGAAUGCUGUCAUGAAGCCAUUAUUGGUGGUCCAGAAAUUUCCCAAAAAUUUGAUGAUCAUGGAGCUGCCUCUCUGGUGGCUGAUAUGGCAGCAGGCAACAAUCAGGUUUUGGAUGAGGCUUCCGAUAAUGUGGAUGGUCCUUCUAGUGGGAGUGAAAAUAUGAGGAACUCGGUAUCAGACCCCAUCCACUUGGUUGCUUCUGUAUCUACUAAUAUAGAACUUAUGCCAAAAGAUGAUGAGUUGCAAUGGGCAUCGGCUGGGGGAGAUGGCAAUUCUGUUGAUGUUAGCAAUAAGGAAGCAGAACCCUCUGGACAACCAUCAUCCUCUUUGAAGGAUUUUGAUGCUGAAUCUGCUAAUGUAGAUUUUGUACCUGGGGAUCUUGGUGAGGUGAAUCCCUCUUUGGGAAUUGAGAGUAUUGGAGGCAAUAACGUUGACAGGGAUGUUAACCCAUUGGAAAUGGAAGCAUCCAUGGAGAAAGAUAUUGCAGAGGAGUUUGUUCCAGGAGAUCACAGUAAAAUGCAUCUUCAAGUAGGAGUUGCAAGUAAUGAAGGUGAUAGUAUUCAGGUUGGAAACACAAAAGUUGACCCCUCAGAAGAACAUGCAACUUUAUCAGAAGUUACCACCAAGGAGUCACCAAAGGGAGAGCAUGUUCUAAAAGAUCAAUCUCAAGAGCUCCCAGGAAUAGAAAGGACAGAGGCUGACCAUGUUGAGGCUUCUACUGUUGAACCAAACUCCUCAGAAGCACUUGCAUCUUCACUGCAAUCUGGCGAUUCUGAUGAUAAAGUGCUUGUUCAGAGGUCUAAGGUUGAUAUUAUUGAGGGCUGCAAUGUGGAAUCAAAUCCCACAGAAGGACCAUCCUCGUCACAAGUCAUCCCUGAUGAAUCUGCCAAUCCAGAGCUUAGACAUAAUGAUCAUGUUAUAACUCAGCUCCAAUCGAAAGAUCAUGCUGAGGCUUCUCAGCAGCCUAAGGUUGAAAGUGCUGACGUCUCCAAUAUGGAAAUAGACCCCACUGAAACAAAAGUGGAAGAUCAUGCUGAGGCUUCUCAGCAGCCUAAGGUUCACAGUGCUGAUGUCUCCAAUAUGGAAAUAGACUCCUCAGAAACAAAAGUUCCUUCGCCGUGCACAGAUGAAACUAAUGCAUAGAUUUACCUUGGAUGAUGAAGUUUGGCAGGGAUAUUAGCGGUCAAAUCAUCCACGAAGAGUUUUUACAUCGAGGAUCAAACGUUUAUGAAGGAUUUGAGCAGGGGGCUUUUCCUGAGUAAUGAUAAGUGGUUUUCACUGCAGGAUUGAUCUGAUAAUUUUUACGAGACAAAAUGAAAAUGAUGUGGAAAAAAGAUGUUAAAGUGUAUGCUUAUUUGGUAAAAAUUAAAAAAAUUUAUUGUGAUUGAUGUUUAUAAAUGUAUCCAUAGAUAUAUCUGGUAACUUAAAUAUAUCUUGUAAAAAUUAAAAAAAUAUAUUUGAUGAUUGAUGU